Messenger RNA from Hippocampus comes (tiger tail seahorse), 4490 nucleotides. It is a transcript of the gene slitrk1, whose product is annotated as SLIT and NTRK like family member 1. The transcript has a single exon. Lineage: Eukaryota; Metazoa; Chordata; Actinopteri; Syngnathiformes; Syngnathidae. Gene Ontology annotation, biological process: axonogenesis; positive regulation of synapse assembly. The coding region runs from base 545 to 2668 and encodes 707 amino acids. Gene Ontology annotation, cellular component: postsynaptic density membrane; GABA-ergic synapse; glutamatergic synapse. Gene Ontology annotation, molecular function: protein binding. The record is from RefSeq and is a predicted model, not a curated record.
GCGCCGCCGUUUUUUUUUUUCUCUCGCCCCAUUCGCCAGCGCAGCUGAGUGGAGUAUAUCCCGUCUUUCGUCCACAGCUCCGCGCUGGAUGCACAAUUUGUGUGCUCCUUUUGGUGCGGUGCCGUUCGACGCACGAAGAAGAGGAAUGAACGGGGUGAGACGCAGGCGAGAGAUGUGAGGGGGGAAUGCGGGUGCUUUCCAGUCAAGCCUCGGCACCAGGGGAGAGGGGACAGCUCCCCGCGCCGCAGCGCGCCAGCGAGAGAAGAAGGCGACCAUUUGUUCCGAAUUUUUCCGCCAAGGUCAGUCGUUUCAGCUGUAAAAAGGAUGCGCUGGACAUUAGUUCCUCUUGUUUUUCGCCCAAUUGACCCGCUGAGACUGUGAGGAGGUUUCUGUUCCAAAGUGUGAGCUGACGAGCAGGUCAGAUGUUUUUUACCGAGACUGCCGUACCCACCCGCGUCUCCCCUCUGCUUUCCUUUGGAUUGUUUUUGACCCGAUCAACAGCUCCUAUGUCUUGAGACGGGGGAUGUCUUGUCCGCAUUGAAAAAUGCUGCUUUGGGUUGUCCUGCUGAACGCGGCUCUUUGUGUUGCCAGUGGGAACGUGACAAGGGACGUGUGUCAGGAGCAGAUAUGCUCGUGCACAGAGGUCGAGGGAGACGUGCAUAUCGGCUGCGAAAAAAGGAGCUUCACCACGCUGCAGCACCUCACCGGGCCCAGCUCGCAUUUUUACCACUUGCUGCUGCACGGCAACUCGCUGUCCAGGCUCUUCCCCAACGAGUUCGCCAACUUUUACAAUGCAGUCAGCUUGCAUUUGGAGAACAACGGGCUGCACGACAUAGUCCCGGGCGCCUUUUUGGGGCUGCAGCUGGUCAAAAGACUGCACAUUAACAACAACAAGAUCCGCUCCUUCAGGAAGAGUACCUUUUUGGGCCUGGAUGACUUGGAAUACCUGCAAGCUGAUUUUAAUCUCUUAAGGGACAUUGACCCAGCCGUGUUCAGGGACCUGAACAAACUUGAAGUGUUAAUACUUAAUGACAACCUCAUCAGCGCGCUACCCAUAAACGUGUUUCAACACGUGCCCAUUACGCAUCUUGACCUACGGGGGAACAGAAUCAAAACGUUGCCUUACGAAGGGAUCCUUGAGCAGAUUCCGGGCAUUGUGGAGGUUCUGCUCGAAGACAACCCCUGGGACUGUAACUGUGACCUGGUUUCCCUCAAAGAAUGGCUGGAGAACAUCCCGCCCAACGCGCUCAUCGGGAGAGUGAUCUGCGAGGCUCCCACCAGGCUGCAAGGGAGCGACCUGAACGAGACGUCUGAAGAGGAACUGUGCCCUUCACAGAGAGGCGGAGCAGACACCAGCCUGGUGGCCCCUCCCACGCAGGAUGAGACCUCAGGCCCUGUGGCACACGGCGGCGGCCCACGUCCGACGCCUUACAAGCCCAGCGCGGAUGCCAGCGGGCCGCCGACGCCUGGCGGUCACGGAGCCAAGAGCCGUUCCAAGUCUCGUGAGAACUGGCAGCUUAAGACCAAACCCACACCGGGGCCGACAGGUGCGAGCGAGGCCAAAGAGCAGCUUCGCAACGCCACCUGCCCGCAGCCGUGCAACUGCAAGCUGGUGGGCUCGAGACAGGGGCUGGGGGUCAACUGCGAGGGAAAAAAGAUCGAGAGCUUGUCCAACCUGAAGCCGAGGCCGCUGGCCGCCCACGAGCUGAACAUGCGAGACAACAACAUCCACGCGGUGAAAAAGACUCAGCUGCUGGGCUACGCCAGCCUCAACCUGCUCGAUCUCGGCGGGAACAACAUCAAAGCGAUCGACAACGGCACUUUCCAGAACCAGACUGAGCUGAGGUGGCUGUACAUGGAUAAGAAUUAUCUGGAUACGCUCAUGGCGGAAAUGUUUGCCGGCCUCGUCAACCUGGAAUACCUCAGUUUGGAAUACAACGACAUCCAGCUGAUAGCGGCGGGCGCGUUCAGCCCCAUGCCGAACCUGCGGGUUCUCUUUCUCAACAACAACUUGCUCAAGUCGUUACCCCUGGAUGCGUUCCUUGGGAUUUCGUUGUCCAAAAUAAGCCUGCACAACAAUUACUUCUCCUAUCUGCCUGUAGCGGGCGUGUUGGACCAGCUCAACUCCAUCAUUCAGAUUGAUUUGCACGGGAAUCCGUGGGAUUGCUCCUGCAACAUCGUGCCCUUCAAGCAGUGGACCGAGAAACUUGGAGCUGACGUCAUCGUGAGCGAUCUCAAGUGCGAGUCGCCGGAAGAGUUCUGGAAACGCGACUUCCGCUACGUGCGGAAUGACCUCAUGUGUCCCAGACUCUAUGAGCGGAUCCCCCCUCCCACCUCCCUGUCCAAAAACAGCACCUUCACGCUCGACUCGGGCACGCGCUCAAACUCUUAUAUUGAGCCCAACCGGGUCUCCAUUUCCGUGCUCGUCCCCGGCUUGCUGCUGGUGUUUGUCACGUCCGCGUUCACUGUUGUUGGCAUGCUCGUCUUCAUCCUGCGGAACCGCAAGCGGUCCAAGCGGCGGGACGGCAACUCGUCUGCCUCCGAGAUCAACUCCCUGCAGACAGUGUGCGACUCAUCGUAUUGGCACAGUGGUCCCUACCACGCAGACGCGGGGGCUCAGCGGGGCUUUGACUGCACCACGCAUCUCUCCACGACAAACGAUGCGUAAAAAGAAGGCAGGCCAGAUUGGAUUGACAAAGGACGCGCAGACUGGCGUGCAUACACAACCCAAACAACACAUUUGUCCCCGUGUAAGAGGCGGACGGCCUCGGUCGGCUGUGUCUCGUUUUAGUCAACGUCAACCAGUUAGUCUGCUGCACAGGGCCCCGGCAGUGUAUAUUCUGUACAUGACAAUCCCUCAGUCCUACCCCGCCCCCCGAAACACUACUCCCUCCACCUGUGCUAUUAGCCGCAAUCGGACGACAUAUGUUGUUUUUUUUUUGUUUUUUUUUUUUUUUUUUCCGGCAGAGAGGGGUCAUGCGAUAAAAUCGGGAUGUGUGUGCGCGAGGGAACGGUGCACGAGCGCAUGAAUGUAAAUGUAAAUAGUCGGGCCGAUGUAUCAUAUGCAUGAGAUUUCUGCAUGGUUUCAACACACGCACACAUGGCGCGCGACCGAGGAACCAUGACCACUGGAGAGGAGGCGACCCCCCCUCCCACCCGUUCAUUCUCCAUCAAUAUGACGACUAUAUAUAGAGAUAUUAUGAGAGUUACAUAUAUAUGACUAUAACAAAGUGCCAUUUCUCUAUUUUUGUGAAACUGCAGUUAGGAUUUGAUUUGUUGUUUUAAACCUGUUUGGAGAGGCAAGAGGGUAAACAAGAUUAGUAUCAGAAAGGACAUAAUGCUGUCAGUGCAUGUUCCUUUAUUCUGUUCCUUAUGAUUUGAUUGUCGAUGAAUAUUGAGGUUAUUUAUACCAUUGCAGAUGGUGCGGGUGCAGGCCCCCAGCCCCGACCCAACCACACGCACGUCUGCGAGGUCAUCCUAUUUUCUGAAUGUAUACUGUGUUAUUUUUAAUGCCGUGCCAAUUGUUGACUCCGUGGCGACAUGCGGACGAGCAUGACGUCACAAGGAUGCUUCUGCCGCAAAGAUGAUGUAGCUCAAAUAACAGUUCUGUGGUUUUGUGUGUGUCUAUGAACAUAGCCUGCUUUGGGUGAGAGGAAAUUAAAAACAAAAAAAAAAAAAUCAAGUCAUUUAAAUGGGGGGUUUGUACCAUCAUAUUUUUUCAUAAAAAUUAGCCAAGUUUUCAAAUGAGCUAGAAUGAUUCGGUCUAUUUGAGAAUUGCAGGUGAAUAUAGCAUAGAUUGCUUUGUCUUGUGAAAAAAAAUGCAUAUUCCUCCACACACAUUUAAAAAAAAAAAAAGUAUGAUUAUGAUUCGCCUUUACUGUGGACUUUUUUGUUUAUAGCUAUAUAACCUUGUACAAAAUAAUUGUGCUUGAAGUAUUCUAUACUGGGGGAGGAUUCUUGCUUUUGUGGAAUGUGUCCUGUCAUCAUAUAGAGGUGGUGCUUUUAGGCCUGCACAAACAUGGCAACGACUGAUGCAGGUUGCCUUUUACACCAUGCAGGUCUGCUUUAACGGAGGGUGUGAACAUUAAAUGCCGCUUUCAAAAAAAAAACAAAAAAAGAAAUGAAGACAGCCACACAUUAUGAUGUGCCGUCCGUCACAAAUGCGCAGGUGCCCUUUUCUGUGUUUUAGCGCAAUGUAAACGCCUUGUAACUCGUGUUGACACCACCAAUUCAUUUUCUCUGAAGGGUCCCAAAUAGUGACACCUCGCAAUUAAAUUAAGCUUGGAUGAGAUUGUCAAGGUAUUCACGUUUAGGAUAAAGAGCUGCAGUGAGAUGGCACGUCAGCCCAAGCCAGAAGGCCAACGUGUCUCCCCCGGGAAACAGUUGAGCGCUGUCCACGGUGCUGAAUCACUUCUUUUGUUUGUUCCCUCGGCAGAAGAGACGUGUGAACAUUUGCAUUCAUGCACCCAUAACUAUUAUCUUUCACACGU